Molecule: messenger RNA, 1629 nt
Organism: Pygocentrus nattereri (red-bellied piranha)
Lineage: Eukaryota; Metazoa; Chordata; Actinopteri; Characiformes; Serrasalmidae
Product: caseinolytic mitochondrial matrix peptidase proteolytic subunit
Exons: 7
Coding region: 78-875 (265 amino acids)
Biological process (GO): protein quality control for misfolded or incompletely synthesized proteins
Cellular component (GO): endopeptidase Clp complex
Molecular function (GO): ATP-dependent peptidase activity; serine-type endopeptidase activity; ATPase binding
Source: RefSeq, a predicted model, not a curated record
GUUCAGUUGGCCACACGAGGUCGAAAAGAAGAAGACUCCAGGCUGAGUAGACUGCACUUUAUAAACAAGAAAAUAAGAUGUUAUUACGAAGGGUCUUACAGUGUGGAAAGUCUGCACUGAAGGGCAGCCGGUCAGUCCACCAGAGCUCUCCAUGGAGGAACCCUCUGAUCCCUAUAGUGGUCGAGCAGACGGGCCGAGGAGAGCGAGCCUAUGAUAUUUACUCUCGUCUUCUGAGGGAGAGAAUCAUCUGUGUAAUGGGUCCAAUCGAUGACUCUGUGGCGAGCCUAGUGAUCGCGCAGCUACUUUUCCUUCAGUCAGAGAGCAACAACAAACCCAUUCACAUGUACAUCAACAGUCCAGGUGGUGUAGUUACAGCAGGGCUGGCGAUCUACGACACUAUGCAGUAUAUCCUUAACCCUAUCUCCACGUGGUGUGUGGGUCAGGCAGCCAGUAUGGGCAGUCUGCUGUUGGCUGCAGGCACCGCUGGCAUGAGACACUCACUGCCCAACGCUCGCAUCAUGGUGCACCAGCCCUCAGGGGGAGCCAGGGGUCAGGCGACAGACAUCGCCAUCCAGGCUGAGGAGAUUCUUAAACUGAAGAGACAGAUUAACAACAUCUACUGUAAACACACAGGACAGCCUCUGGAAACCAUAGAGAGCGUGAUGGAGCGAGACAGAUACAUGAGCCCAAUGGAAGCGCAGGACUUUGGCAUUAUUGACAAGGUCCUGGUUCACCCACCUCAAGCAGGGCAGGAUGAGCCUCAGUUGGUUCAGAAAGAUCCGGAAGCUUCUGCCAGCCCCACCGCUCAAACAGUAGCUUCUGAACCAGCCCAGACUGGAGCCAGCCCCCUAUCAUCUCAUAAACCUGAACCCUGAGAUGUAACUGGAGCUGGUACUGCGACUAUGAAAGGACGUCUGAGAUGAAGAGUUUCUGUUUUUUGUUUGCUAUGUAACUUCUUAUGUACCGUGUUAUGUUUCCAUUUAUUUGGUCCACCUACCUUGUACUUAUUCAUUGGCUAUUAUUUUGGAAACACAUACUAUGUACCUACAUUUUCUAGGUUUAGUUUCAGCCCCCCCCUCUGUCUCUGACCACAGGACCCAUGUUGACGAUGUUAUUUGGGUUAUGGACCAUUUGCUGCACAGUAGUGUCACUGCUACGUUGGGAUUGGUCCACUUCCAAAAAAAUGUCCAUCCAGGAGCUCUGUGGUUGCAAACUGACCAUUGAUGACAAUCCAUUUUCCAGUCCUGGAUCCUUUAUUCACUGUUAAUAUAACUGACCACCUACUGUUUACAAAUCCAGUGAUUUAAAAAAUCCAGGUUGGGAAACUUCAAAUAAACUGUUGGGCUUUUGUCUGUAAUUGUAAACUUAUAAACUGCGUCCAUGUGGUAGGUGUUUCUGAUAAAAUGGCCAAGUGCACGGUAGGUGUUUUUAAUAAACUGGACACUCGGUCCACCCAAAUCUGAGCCUUUUUUGGAGUCUCUCAUAGAGCAGGUCUGGUCUUGGUAAAGUGAGGUCAAAACAUUAUGGACUCUUACAGGAACGUAGAACUUUGUCGAAUUUUCGUAUACAUGUUCUACAAACCCUUCAGAUUUUAAUAAUCAGUAUAAUGGAAUAAAACCUUGAUGUAUA